Messenger RNA from Lytechinus variegatus (green sea urchin), 3068 nucleotides. Its product is annotated as anaphase-promoting complex subunit 6-like. Bases 35 to 985 code for a protein of 316 amino acids. The record is from RefSeq and is a predicted model, not a curated record. The transcript has 2 exons. NCBI's taxonomy places the organism in Eukaryota, Metazoa, Echinodermata, Echinoidea, Temnopleuroida, Toxopneustidae.
UAUUCUCGUUUUCUUUCUUUUCUCUGCAUUACAGAUGGACCUACGUAACACAGAUCAGGAACUGACUCGUACCUUAUUCACUUUGCAAUCCAAGAUCCGCGAUCUCAAGAAUAAAAUUAACCAAGACGAAGUCGACGACGAUGACGACGAUUCGGAGAAAACCGAUUACCCGUCCAGCUGGUCUUCCAAUGGGCAUCGAAAUGACAGUUUCUCUACGCCGAGCUCGCAAAAGACGAAAAGUAUUAAUUUGAUUAAAGAGGAAAAUGAAGAGGAGCCGGUCAUGGAGGUCAAACAGGUGAAACAACUGCACACAGCGGUCACCGUGACUCGCAGUGCGGUCAACGAAGUCAAAGCGGAAAAUACGGUUAAUGUAACCGCGGUAAACGGGAACUCUACGCAAGGAAAUGUAAUUAAUGGCACAAUAGUUAAUCAUAAUGCAAAUGGAUACAGUAGAAAUACAAAUAACAGUUUGGACCAGACAAUAAGGCCAAGUGUGAAUGUAAGCCUGAGGAAAAGUGUUACCUCGGAUGGUCUUAAGAACUAUAGUAACUUGGAAAAACCAAACCUUCCUCCUCCACCACCUCCUCCCGUUUCUGCGUCCCCUACCCCGUCGCUGAAGAGUACGAGUAGCAGUGAAGUGGUGCAUCGGUUUGCCAUGAAAGAAGAAAGUAAACGUGACUCUAUGUCCUCGUCUUCCUAUGUUUCGUCAUCCUCGUCGUUCACGUCCUCGUUGGAGGAACUUCGACUUCAGGACGUCCCUAGAGAUCUCAGGUCAAGUGGUCGAAGCUUCGAUCGCAUGACGUUCGAAGAGGAAGAGGAGGAAGAAGAAUCGCAUGACGCAGUUAACCAAGAUGAGGAUAGCUCGAUCAAAGAUAACCAGAUUGACUUUGAUGAUAAUGGCAAUGAAGAAACAACGAGUGAUGAAACAACUGAAGCGUCAAAAUUGAUGGAAUCAAUAUGGGCAGAAGUUGCUAUGUUCUCUUGAUUUUUGUUUGUUACCAAGAAACAUUGUCCAAAUACGUUUGCGAACAUGACGAAAAGAUGAGACGGAUCAAACAUUUAUCAACAGUGAAACGAUCGGCAUCAUGCUGCUCUACAUGUAUCUUACUUCCAUCAUAAUCGUCUUCAUUUUGUAUGGGCUGGUGACUUUGUGGCAAGGAUCUUGGUCAUUUCUGGAUUCAAAAGUGAGCACUUCGGUCCUGGAAAGACACUUCGUUUCUCUGUCAUUAAAAAGGAAAAGAAUGCAUUGAAGACAAGGUGAUUCGAAAAGUGUAAGGUAUUGCCAUGGACAUCAGACUGUCCUCGAAGACCGGGGCAUUCUCAAUGUCAGAAUACCGGUCAGAGUCGAUGUUGUCUGGCCCCAUACAACAUGGGAGAAUAAAUUUCAUCUUUCGAAUUCUAAAUGUCGCACAACUAUUAUUGCUUCCACUAAUGACCAAGAAAUUAUGAUAUUUCAGCCAUUAGUACAACCAUUGACAGUGGUAUGCAUAUCAUUACUAGUAUCUUUAUUCUAUUUCUAUGGUCCAGUUCUGAAGAAAAAAUGGAUCCAAAUGAAAAUUCAAAGGCUGGACCUGAGGAGCAUUAGGUUGUCCGUGGUUUUCACUGACAGUUUUGCUCUGAGCCGAUCAGAUGGAAAAAUUUCCGUAGCUUAUUACCAAUAGUCAAACAGAAUCACAGUGUAUUUGUUUCGUGAAAUGCUCCCAGAAUAUACUUUCAAAUAUUUUGUUGUGUAUGGCACAGGCCGGUCUUUAUGAAUUUUGCUACAUGGAGAAGUAUAUCUUGUAUUUAUCUAGCUAUAGUGAAUCCUACAAAUAUAAAAGAUCUGAAACAUAGUGCACCAAAUGCGUUUGGUCGUGUUGUCAUGUUGCAUGUAUUGCUUACCAUAUCGAGGGUAAGAUCGUCAUUUUAUCCCACCCUUUAUUCAAGAUACAACUCAAUAUAUUCUAAAGGUGUUGAAUAUAUUGAAUGUUCAGUUUAUUUCAUUUUUUAUGACGUUAUUUCAUUGAAAUUUACUUUGGCUAGAGAAAAUUUCUUAUCAAUACCGAACAGUACAGUUUGAAUGACUAUUACCUAAAUGCAUUAAACUUAGAUUGUUAUUAUGAGAUGGUGUGAGCAAAUUGCUGUUUCUCUGGACUAGUGACUUGUUAACCUAUAUCAGUAACUUGUGAAGUCUUUUAAGUUUAUUUUUAGUCCGAUUUUCUCGAAAAAGCCUCAGGUGAUAUGUACUGUCCCGUCUAAACAAAAGGGCGUGGAUGUUCCCUUCGUACCCAGAAAUCAAUUGACUCAUUAACCAUUGAAAACUUUCCAACAAACUCAUUGCAGUCCAAUCUGGAGUACUUGAAUUUGCAGUGACGCAUGGCGAGUUUCGGUUGAAUGUUCGUACAGACUCGGAGAGGCGUCUCUAUUUUGGGAUUGAUGGGAUUAGCUGAGCCAUUAGUCGUCUAAUGUAGAACUUCCCAUGUCUCCUACAUUUCAAGUCAACUCAAGGGAUAUCUAAUCGCUGGCUCAUCGACGAGAUAUCUUCCUCCGCGUCCACGUGCAUGCUUUCCUGCAAUCGUCGAUUCAUUUCGCAAUGUUUCAUAGUGUUGUCCUGGUGUUGUUAUGAAUCAAGAAUGUUCAAUGCGAGAUUGCUCAUUUUCCAUCUGAACUGAAAAGAUGAAAAAUAAUCGCAUUAUUUUAAGAUUAGAUUGCGACUAUGAGCCUUAGAUUAUGGAGAAUUACUAAUAAGUCUGUGACAUAGUCUGAAAUCACAUCUUUGGAAUGAGACCAUUUCCCUAUUCUAUAUUUACGUUGAAGUGUCGUUUGCCUUUCUUUGUCCUCAUACUAAAAUCUCCAAUUAUUUUGACUAAUCUUAUGGAUGAGCUGUCAGAUUUGAACCGGUUGUCAGUGUUUAUCUAAUGCUAGCUCUGUUGUGUUGCAACGUUGUUAUUAGUGCAAUAGUCGGAAGGGGGGAAUGAAACAUUAGUGAGCCAUAAAUGAUACACUGUAAAAACUGUGGUGUUAAAACUGACACCAAUUGGUGUUAAUAGAGGACCACACCCUGAGGUGUUAAAAUUACACCCUAGAGA